Blepharisma stoltei is the source of this 213-nucleotide messenger RNA. Lineage: Eukaryota; Ciliophora; Heterotrichea; Heterotrichida; Blepharismidae. The record is from the annotation of a GenBank genome assembly.
AUGCUGCAUUGUGGAACUAUAAACUCCUCAGAAUUCCCAAAGUAUCUUUGUGCUUACGCCGAACCCGGAGUUUUACUUUGCAAACUUCAUAAUAAUCAGCAUUUCAAUCUAUGUUCAAGAAGCCCAUAUGAAAUUAACUUCAAAUUAUCAAAAAAUAUUUCAGCAUUAUCUAAUACAAUCAGAAAUGGAAAGAUUUACCAAAUAUUAAACUAA